Molecule: messenger RNA, 2000 nt
Organism: Heterocephalus glaber (naked mole-rat)
Lineage: Eukaryota; Metazoa; Chordata; Mammalia; Rodentia; Bathyergidae
Gene: Crp
Product: C-reactive protein
Biological process (GO): innate immune response
Molecular function (GO): low-density lipoprotein particle binding; complement component C1q complex binding
Source: RefSeq, a predicted model, not a curated record
CUAGGUAGCAUGAGGUCAACCUGAGGCAAGGUAUCUAGGACUUUUAGCCAGAGAACUUUGGGACAAAGACAUUUGUGAAUCCAGAUCCUAGUAGCACAGGUAGCAGGGAGUAACCAUGGAGAAGCUGCUGUGGUGUUUCCUGAUCUUGAUCAGCCUCUCUGAUGUGUUUGGCCAGAAAGACAUGUCUAAGAAGACUUUUGUGUUCCCCAAAGAGUCAGAUAACGCCUAUGUAUCCCUGAAAGCACAGUUGAAGAAGCCACUGAAUGCCUUCACUGUGUGCCUCCGUUUCUACACUGAUCUGUUCACGACCCGUGGAUACAGCAUUUUCUCUUAUGCCACCAAGAAACAUGAUAAUGAGAUCCUUGUAUUUUGGUCUAAAAAUAGAGGAUAUCUUCUUGGAGUGGGUGGGCUUGAAGUACCAUUCAAGGCUCUUGAAAUUCCCAUGGCUCCAGUACACAUCUGUGCCAACUGGGAAUCCAUCUCAGGGAUCAUAGAGUUGUGGGUAGAUGGGAAGCCCCAGGUGAGGAAGAGUCUGCAGAAGGGCUACUCUGUGGGGACAGAAGCCAUCAUCAUCCUUGGGCAGGAUCAGGAUUCAUUUGGUGGGAGAUUUGAUGCAAACCAGUCUUUAGUGGGAGACAUUGGAGAUGUGAACAUGUGGGACUUUGUUCUGUCACCUGAGGAGAUCAGCACAGUAUAUGCCAGUGGGACCUUCAGUCCUAAUGUUCUGGACUGGCGGGCACUGAGAUUUGAAACACACGGUGAAGUCUUCAUCAAGCCCCAGCUGUGGGCUUGAGGCCCUUCUGUGGAUCCUCAAGGUACCUCCUGCAGAUUAUACAUUCUGGGCUCCAGAUCUCUGGUUAUGGACUUUCUCCUUAUGGACCUUGUAGGUUUACUCUGCAGACAGCCUUUUAUGUCCCUUCCUCAGCAGCAGAGGAUGGGAUUUACAUGUCUGGCUUGGGAGCCUGUGAACUAUCUUGAGAUGUAUUGCCUAGAAGGAUCAGAAUUGCAGAUGUUCUGCUUACAUAUUUACUUUUUUAAUUAAGAGAAUUUGAGAGAUAAUCUCUUACCCUCAUAUAGAUGAGAACUGGUACCCAGACAAAAGGAAAUUUUUGAAAAGUCACAUUGCAAUUACAUCUCUGAGAUGGGACAUGUGUGCUGGUCUUCUAUCUAAUUCCCUACCCAGGACAUCUGAGAAAGUAGGAGAGACAAACCUGCAUUCACAGGAUUGUUCUGCAUCAGAGUUAGGCCACUGGAUGUGGUCUUGAUUCAGAGUUCAGAGUGCUUAUCACUGUAUCAUGGGGCCCAAGUCUUCUGAAAUGGGAAACCCAGCAAAGCUAUCACUUUUCCUCCACUUUCUCUAAGUACUGUAGAAAGGCAAUCAAAGUGGCUCUAUCAGAGAAAGCCUGUCUUUUUAUUUUUCCUAGACAAAAUGAGGCAUAUAGAUAUAGUUAACAUUAGCUUACUGCCAGGGUGUUAUAUAACAAUGGUUUUAUUUGUUUUCAGUACUUUUUUAACUGUAUGGUUCUUCUGGGAAACUCUUCUCCCAGUUCUUGAGUGGGGCUGUUCCUGCUCCACCUCCACCCCCACAUUCCCAGCUUUCCCAGGCUGUAAGGGAGGAUAUGUGACCUAAGUGUCCUACCAUAGUAUCAUCUCCCCACUCCCUCUGGGGAUUGUUUUUGGUUAGUUACACAUUCCAAGCUGGACAAAUUAUAGUCUUCCCAAGGAUUGAGUCAUGGACUUUGUGAGGGACCAUCAUCUUUCUGUUGGAAUUCCAAACUGAGUGGUUGUAAGCCUGGAACCACCUGCAGCCAUCGUGAUUGUCAGAAGGAAAAAGAUGUGGAGGAAAGAAGCCACUCUGGGCCUUGAAGAGCUGAGAGGGCAACAGAGUGAGUGAUGGAGCCCUGACCAUCUUGAAUCUCUGAAUCAGCUUUAUCUGGAAAAAAAUUGACACCUGGACUUCCCAGGCCUAUGAACCAAUAAAGCCCGGAUUACUUGAGUGA